AAGUAGAAACAUGACAAAAAUGCCCACUAUAACAGUGUAGUCAACAAAUGGACGCCAAUCGGCGUGCUCCGAGCGACCGAGCCUAUACAAGAUUCGAGUAAAGAACAAAUCGGGAGAAUCAAGUCCAUUCCUCUGGCAAGCUCCGGCCACGGAAUUCAAAUACAACUCUACCCAUCUCUCUUUUAUAUUCUGCUCCAACUCUUUUCCACCAGCUCCCACCUCAUCUCCCUCCUUUCUAAUUCAACUUAACCUGCACUUACGCCCAUCAAUUAAUCAAUGGCGUCUUCCUCCUUUCUCAAGUUACUAACCCUAAAACCUCUUCAUAAACCCCCCUCUUCUUCGAUUAUCAUCAACCAUUUUUCUAACAUGAAAUUCACUUUCCGAUCAUUCUCCGCCGCCAUGUCGCCGCCUUCCACCGCCGUUAUGUAUGAUCAGGAGGGCCCCCCUGAUUCCGUCACCAAAAUGGUGGAGCUACCCCCGGCUGAAAUAAAAGAGAAUGAUGUUUGUGUUAAGAUGCUUGCUGCUCCUAUCAAUCCGUCCGAUAUCAAUAGAAUUCAAGGUGUAUACCCUGUGAGGCCACAGGUUCCAGCAGUUGGUGGGUAUGAGGGAGUUGGAGAGGUACACUCAUUAGGAUCUGCAGUGAAGGGUUUAUCUCCUGGCGAUUUAGUCAUUCCAUGUCCACCAAGUUUUGGUACAUGGCAGACAUAUGUGGUGAAAGAGCAGAGUGUUUGGCAUAAAGUUGCUAAGGGGACACCAGUAGAAUAUGCUGCCACUGUGUUUGUUAACCCUUUGACGGCCUUAAGAAUGCUCGAGGACUUUGUGGAUCUAAAUCCAGGAGAUUCCAUUGUGCAGAAUGGGGCUACAAGCAUCGUUGGACAGUGCAUCAUCCAGCUUGCUCGAAUUCGUGGUAUCAGGAGCAUUAAUAUUAUAAGGGACAGAGCCGGAUCAGAUGAAGCAAAAGAAAAGCUAAAAAAGCUAGGUGCAGAUGAAGUAUAUACAGAGAGCCAACUGGAUGUGAAAAAUGUGAAAAGUCUCCUGGAUAAUAUUCCUGAACCAGCUUUAGGAUUUAACUGUGUGGGCGGAAAUGCUGCAACACUGGUUAUGAAAUUCUUGAGGCAGCGAGGAACCAUGGUAACAUAUGGUGGGAUGUCGAAGAAACCUGUCACUGUAUCAACAUCGGCCUUCAUAUUUAAGGAACUCUCCUUAAGGGGAUUUUGGUUGCAAAAUUUGGUGAGUUCUGCUAAAGGAGAAGAGUGCAAGAGUAUGGUAGAUUACCUUUUGGGCCUCGCGCGUGAUGGGAAAUUGACAUACGGGAUGGAAUCGACCCCAUUUAAGGAUUUCCACAUAGGGUUGGAUAAAUCAUUGGGGAAGCUAGGAAGCCAGCCUAAACAAAUCAUUAAAUUUUAACGGGGAUUAUAGAAUGGAAGAUAUUUAAAGAGUUAGGUUAAGAAGAAAGAGAUGGAAGGUACUAGAGGAAGAAAGAGGAGAGUAUUCAGGAAGUAUGUUUGUUAUGCAAGUAUACAUCGUGGGUUACUGUGGCCUUGACAGAUAUAUCCUUCUUCCACUUUUCCUGGACUAUCAAUCAGGAGAAAUAGAGUUUAGUUUAAAUGUUAUUCUAAUGGCGGUUUGUAUAGUUUAAUCGUACUCUGAAUUUUCCAUAAAAGAAGAACUUUUUGUUUAAUUUGACACAGUUUGAGUUAUGCUAAAUAAGUUUUCUCGCUGUUUGUUUA
Messenger RNA from Daucus carota subsp. sativus, 1730 nucleotides. Its product is annotated as enoyl-[acyl-carrier-protein] reductase, mitochondrial-like. The transcript is spliced from 10 exons. Lineage: Eukaryota; Viridiplantae; Streptophyta; Magnoliopsida; Apiales; Apiaceae. Gene Ontology annotation, cellular component: mitochondrion. Gene Ontology annotation, biological process: fatty acid metabolic process. The record is from RefSeq and is a predicted model, not a curated record. Bases 277 to 1407 code for a protein of 376 amino acids. Gene Ontology annotation, molecular function: trans-2-enoyl-CoA reductase (NADPH) activity.